Messenger RNA from Caenorhabditis auriculariae, 2170 nucleotides. Lineage: Eukaryota; Metazoa; Nematoda; Chromadorea; Rhabditida; Rhabditidae. The record is from the annotation of a GenBank genome assembly.
AUGAUGUCGGCCAACGACAGAAGACGCUGGCAAUCGACCGUCGAUCUGGCGCCUCAGAAGACGUCGGAGAUUCAGGAGACGGUCAACAUCCCUGGAGUCGUCCCGUGUGAGUUUGUGAGGAGAAAUAUAGGUUUAUGGGCUUCAAAAUCGACCGAAAAAGGGCAUGAAACGUUGAAAAAUGACCUUCAUGUUGAAUUUAAUUGACGCCUUCUGAGUCAAUGAAAAAUUAGAUUAAAAUUAGGCUGAAAUUCAGUUUUCUGUCUUCAGUAUAAAUUAGAGCAAAAGGCGAAAAAGAACUUAUUAACCCGAAAUUUUUUUUACGAUGUUUUGAAUUUAAAUAAUCUUGAAAGUUUGGCAUUUUUUGAGUACGAUGCUCCGUUUUGACGCUUGAAAAUUUUUAUAUCCCUUUAUAAGGAUUUUUUUAAGAUAAAAAAAUUGAAAUUUUUCUCCAUUUUUUUACUUCGACUUUUUCUAUCAAAAAUGUUUCUUUUGACGGAUUAAAAAUUUUUUUUUCCUUACGGCGCUCAAUUUAGACGCCAGACGAUAGAAGAUUCUUCAAGAAAAAAAUUAUUAGACGGUUUUCCUGAUUCACUCCUGAUUUUUUUCUUAUAGUGAUCCUAUUGAAAAAAAUAGAUUCAUUUUUUUCCAUAUUUUCAGUAGUUCAAUCAAAGAAAUGGUCGAGUUCUGCGCAACUUAACGUCGGCGAGCCGCCAAACGCCCCAAAAAUCGUUCCGAUGCCUCCGGUAAUUUUUACAACGUUUUUAUUGAUUCAUUGAUUUUUAGAAAAUUGAUCGAAGCCGCAGACAAAGUGUCGUCGACCUGUUUAGACGCAAAUCGUCUUUCAAGCAGGAGAUCAAGGUUUUUUUCAAUGGCAAAAACCAGGAGGGGAGUCGAACCCGCGAUGCUUUUUUUGAGUUGGAUUCCCUUGUCAAAUGAGCCUUGUUUCAGAUUCUGAAAAAAAAAAAAUAUUACCUCUCUGUUACAUUUUUAAAUUGCGACCGGGUUUACCAAAUCAUGAGGCCUUGUUUUGCAAAUAUAUCAUACCGUGGCCUAGUUUUCCAAAUGUGCUAAUCCGUGGUCGAGUUUUCCAAAUACAAUUUCAAGAUUAGACUAUUUGCUUGAAGAAUUGAAGACCGUGGUUGAAUAUACAACAAGUUUUAAAUAGCGUCCUCAAGGCCUUGCUUUACAAAUAUCCCUGGCCUAAAACUCCAAAUGUUGAUCUUCAGCGUAUUUGGGAACGUCGGCCGUCGCUGACUGCCAUCCGGACAUCACUAAAACUCAAAUUCGAGCAGAGUGACCAGCCCUCAAGUGAUCGGAGUUCGGAUAACGAAAUGUGAGCUUCUAUGAGCUAACGUGAGCAAUACUGAUCCUCAGGGGCGUUCCUGACUAUUUCUUCGUCGACAGAACCGCUUGGGUCAAGGGGAGCGACGUCAAGACUGGAGAUAAAAGUCAAAUGUGGUCAUUCUAAGUUAACAUGAGCAAUAAACGGUUUACAAUGUUCGCUAUUACAUUUCCAUAUAGAAACAAUGAGAAAAAUGAAUUGAAAAACAGAAAAAUUUUAUCAAAAGUUCUGAGCUUUGAAUAUUCGUCCGAAAAAAAAAUUUGCAUGGUCUUUUGUAUUCAAUUCAUGUUGACGAAAUGUUCUUUUUGAACUUGUUAUUGUUUGAAUUCGAUUGAAAAACGCUACACAAUAGGUUUUACAUGCAAAUAUGGACGGAAAAUGAGUAUUUAAGCGAAAAAUGAAAUAUCAUAUUCAACCAACAGCUCUUCUAACCAUGGUGAGUGUAGUUUUACUUUUUCAAAAAUUUUUUUCAAAUUUCAGAAUUUUUUUAUUCAUUCUCGCCACCUUUGCCAUCAUUUUUCGCCGCCGUUCAAGGUAGGUUCCGAGAAAAAAACUUUAGAAAUCAGUCGUUUUCAGCCCAAUUUGGCAACCUGGAGCCGGAAAUUUACCGAGGUAAAUUUUUUUCCCCUUCGUGAUUAUUCCGAAAAAAAUAAGUUAUCAGCUUAAUAAACCUAUACAAAAAAAGCUAAUUUUCUCUUCAAUUCUUCCUUUUUCAUAUAAAAUGAAACUUUUUCAGCCCGUUCGGCUCGCGGCCUUCCGACCUGUCAAUCGAAGCCUUGCCCCAGAGGCUUCAUGUGCCUUUCCAACAAACGAUGCAAACCAAUCUAA